Molecule: messenger RNA, 459 nt
Organism: Equus quagga
Lineage: Eukaryota; Metazoa; Chordata; Mammalia; Perissodactyla; Equidae
Gene: SPINK9
Product: serine peptidase inhibitor Kazal type 9
Exons: 4
Coding region: 70-330 (86 amino acids)
Molecular function (GO): protein binding
Source: RefSeq, a predicted model, not a curated record
CUGGGUAGGCAGACACAAGAAAGUCACUUCUUCUGCCUCCAUCUAACUGCCCUUAGCCACUUCAGCAACAUGAGAGGAACAGCCUUUGUCCUGCUCUUGGCUUUGGCACUUACAACCAUCUUCAAUGCAGAAUGUGCCAAACCCAGAGGUCAACAGGUUGAUUGCAGUAAGUAUAAAAAGUUACCACCAGGAGAAGAGAGAAUGUGUUAUGAAAUAUAUGCACCAAUUUGUGGAUCUGAUGGAAAAACUUAUGGAAAUGAUUGCUUCUUUUGUUCUGAAGUUGUGAAAACUGACCACAAACUUAAAUUUGUACACUUUGGAAGGUGUUGAAUUUAUCUUAUGACUCCAAUUGACAAGAGAUACAUUUCUUCUCCCCUAUAAUCUAUGCCACAUUGCCUAAUCUUGUCACCAUGAUGUCUUGACUUCUUCGUAGAAUAAAGCAGACCUAAGUGAAACAAA